This is a messenger RNA of Pantherophis guttatus, 3154 nucleotides long. RefSeq names its product ANKH inorganic pyrophosphate transport regulator (gene ANKH). Lineage: Eukaryota; Metazoa; Chordata; Lepidosauria; Squamata; Colubridae. Gene Ontology annotation, cellular component: plasma membrane. Gene Ontology annotation, molecular function: phosphate transmembrane transporter activity. The record is from RefSeq and is a predicted model, not a curated record. Gene Ontology annotation, biological process: phosphate ion transmembrane transport.
CGAUAGAGCAUUUCUCUUUCCCCUUCCACCGGCUCCUGCUUUCUCGGGCGAAGACGCGAAGGAAGGGAAGGGAGGGGGAAAAAAAAAUAGCUCACAGAGACGAGCCUGGGCAAAACAGGCCACGUGCUUAACGCGCGAAGGGAAAGCGGCUGGCAAAGGAGGCGAUUUUUUUUUUUUUUAAAGAAAGAAGAGCGAGGCGGCGCGGCCUUUUCCUAGCCGGCUUUCUCCCUCCGCUAGCGGCCAAGCCGGCCUCGCUCUCCCAACCUCUUUCUGCCCUCACAGCCCCGGAAAGAAGAGGCGGAGGAGGGAAGAGCAGCGUAGAUCCUGUGUGAUCUCCACGCCGGGGAUGUGUGGUUGUUUCCCGCCGCUGCCACCCCCCUCCGGCUCCCAUCACUUUCCGGCGGCCGGCUCGCCCACUUCGGGCUGAGGCGGGGCGCUCCGAGCUCGCUCAAGUGGGUGGGGUGGAGAUGGUGUGUUUUUUUUCUUUCCCCUCCUUGGGGUUCUGAUAAUGGAAAAAACGCCCGGAGAUAUUUCUGGCGGUGGAGGUAAUGGUGCCGCCGGCGUCCCUCCUCCUCCUUUUUUUUCCACCAGCGGCAGAUUAUUGUGUGGGAGGAGGGCAGGAGCGGCGGUGGCGACAGGGAUGGACUUGGUGUUUGGGAUUUCUUGCUAAAGGGAGCAACGCAACCGCUCCGCGCACCAGACCAGAAAAGGAGGCGGACGCGAGUGGAGCCGCUGCUGAUCUCUGAUGCCUCGCCGCCUUGCUGGGGAAAGCCGGCAGCCUCGUUUUUAAAGAAGCAUCCACUUCUUCCUCCCUUCUUCGUCUCUCUCUCCUGCUUUCCCACCUGGUAGCUUCCCCGCUCCGGCAGAUGUGUUUGGGGUCGCUGCGCAGCUGGGACUAUGGUGAAAUUUCCGGCGCUCACCAACUAUUGGCCCCUCAUUCGCUUCUUGGUCCCUUUGGGCAUCACCAACAUCGCCAUCGACUUCGGGGAACAGGCCUUGAAUAGAGGUAUUGCAGCUGUUAAGGAAGAUGCUGUGGAAAUGCUGGCCAGCUAUGGCUUGGCAUACUCCCUCAUGAAGUUUUUCACAGGACCAAUGAGUGAUUUCAAAAAUGUGGGUCUGGUUUUUGUCAACAGUAAGAGAGACAGAACCAAAGCAGUUUUGUGUAUGGUUGUAGCUGGUGCUAUAGCUGCAGUGUUUCAUACCUUGAUAGCAUACAGUGAUCUGGGUUACUACAUCAUUAACAAGUUGCAUCAUGUUGACGAUUCUGUGGGAAGUAAAACACGCAAGGCCUUCCUUUAUCUUGCAGCUUUUCCUUUCAUGGAUGCCAUGGCUUGGACACAUGCAGGCAUUCUUCUGAAACACAAACACAGCUUUCUGGUUGGAUGUGCCUCCAUUUCAGAUGUCAUUGCUCAGGUGGUUUUUGUGGCUAUUUUACUACACAGUCACUUGGAAUGCCGAGAGCCGCUUCUCAUCCCAAUCCUGUCUUUGUACAUGGGAGCACUCGUCCGAUGUACCACGUUAUGCCUGGGUUACUACAGAAACAUUCAUGAUAUUAUUCCUGACCAUAGCGGGCCAGAGAUGGGAGGAGAUGCUACGAUAAAAAAGAUGCUAACUUUCUGGUGGCCUUUGGCAUUAAUUUUGGCCACUCAGAGAAUCAGUAGACCCAUUGUGAACCUCUUUGUAUCCCGCGAUCUUGGUGGCAGUUCGGCAGCCACAGAGGCAGUUGCAAUUUUGACAGCUACGUAUCCAGUGGGACACAUGCCAUAUGGCUGGUUGACAGAGAUCCGAGCUGUUUACCCUGCUUUUGACAAGAACAAUCCCAGCAAUAAAAUGGUGAAUUCCAGCAGUACUGUCACAGGAACCCACAUCAAAAAGUUUACUUUUGUCUGCAUGGCCCUCUCUUUAACGCUCUGCUUUGUAAUGUUUUGGACGCCUAAUGUAUCUGAGAAGAUCUUGAUUGACAUCAUUGGAGUUGAUUUUGCUUUUGCAGAGCUCUGUGUCAUUCCUCUUCGCAUCUUCUCCUUCUUUCCUGUUCCAGUCACAGUAAGAGCACAUUUGACAGGAUGGUUGAUGACCUUGAAAAAGACUUUUGUCCUAGCUCCUAGCUCAGUACUGCGCAUCAUUGUUCUCAUCACCAGUUUGAUUGUGCUGCCUUAUUUAGGGGUCCAUGGAGCUACUCUAGGUGUAGGAUCACUUCUUGCUGGCUUUGUAGGAGAAUCAACUAUGGUUGCAAUAGCAGCUUGUUAUGUGUAUCAAAAACAGAAAAAGAAGAGGAAUGAUAAUGAGACUGCGACAGAAGGUGAAGACUCAGCAAUGACUGACAUGCCUCCAACAGAAGAAAUGACGGACAUCGUAGAAAUGAGAGAAGAUAAUGAAUAAUAAAUGAAAAUUCUGCAGGGAAAACUGGAAGUUUACUUCUCUCACACUUUACUUUUAAUAAUGAGGCCUUGCUUCUGAAGGUUUCAGAUAAUGAAUUCAUAGCAUACCAAGUAUGCUGGCAUGGAUGAGGAACUUAAAGGAACAGUCUCUAUUUUUCUUCUUCCCCUUCCACUGAUUCUUUUUUCUCAUUUCAUGCAAUAGCAAAAGACAUGGCGGCUAUUCAGUAGAGGAAACCUAUGUUUUUGGGACCUUAUCUUUCUUUGGUCAACCAAAGUCUCUCUGUUGAUUCAUGGAUUGUGUUGCCGUCCUGCAUCAUCUUCUUAUACCUGCCCCAUUUCUUUUUAUUAUUGUUAAUGAAAUAUAAAAAUACAACGGGGGUUUGUGGGGAGGGGGAUCAUUAGCUUUAUUUUGCUUGCUGAAACAUGACCUUACUCCUUUGAUCUGUAUCAUGGUGGAGCCCUGAGAUUGGCUUUCUUAUUAUUCAGUGUAAUAUAUUGUAUACUGCUAAGACUACCAAACAAGAUCCUUUAGUCAAAAAAGAGUGAGAGAUGAAAUAUCUUAAAGAGACUUUGAUAAAUACAGAAUAAAACUAAAUACAGGGUAACACUUCUAUUUAAGAUUAAUUGUUAUCUAUGAUACAAAAGAGAGUUUUCCCUUUGGUAGUCAACUGUGAACCAUCUGUAUUACACUAACCUUGUAACUGUUUUCUAAAAACGAUUGUGGACCUUUAAAUCAGAAGCUUUAUUACAAUAUUGGUGUCCUAUCUAAAACUUUA